Clunio marinus is the source of this 5945-nucleotide messenger RNA. The record is from the annotation of a GenBank genome assembly. Lineage: Eukaryota; Metazoa; Arthropoda; Insecta; Diptera; Chironomidae.
ACAAAAAAAACUUGACAAUUACUUCUAGACGCACUCUUUUAAUAUUAAAAUUCCCAAACAACUAUUUAAAAAUGAGUUCAAUUCAAGACUCAUGUGAAUCAGAAACGUUAUUAAUGGAUAAUUUAAACAAAUGUCGCUGUUGCUUUCGUUUGCUUAUAGAUGAUCGAAGAUCUGUGAAAAUAACAGAGGAAAUAAGAUCUCAAUUUCAUCAUUUAACUCAAAUUGAAUUGCUGGUAUCGGAAAUAUUUGCAGAUCGAAUAUGCCAACUUUGUGCAAGUGAUUUAAAAGUAUUUUCAAAUUUGCGCGAAGAUCUUAUAUCGAAGCAGGAGUCACUUUAUCAACUAGCUGGCAUUGAUUAUAAUUAUAAUGUUUCAGCAGAGGCAGCAAUUGAAUUUGUUCGAGAAGAAAAUUCAGAUUACGAAGAUAACUUUGAAAAUAUUCAAGAACCUUUUUUUCGGGAAGAGGAAACUGAAAAUUCUCCUGAACAAGAGGAAGACAACUUAGAGGAUGAAGCCUAUAUAGAAGAGUCAACAGCAUCUGAAGCUUUCCUCAAAAUAGAAAAAGUUGAUGAAAAAUCAACAGGAGAUAUGAAACAAGAGAUUGAAAAUGACGAAAGCUGUGUUUCUUUGGGACUUCAACUUGAAGAAAUAAUUGCGACUGAAUCGAGUGAUCAAAAUUAUACUGAUAUCGAAAUGAAAGAUCCAUUUUCCAAGGUAACUUGCGAUAUAUGUGACAUUGAACUAUCUAAAAGUCAUUUCCAGCAACAUAUAAACAUAAUGCAUAAACAAUUUACCUGUAAAACAUGCAAUGAGAGUUUCGAAAGCAGAAUUUUAAUGAAACAUCAUGUCAAUGAAGUUCAUUCUAAAGAUAAUGGAACAGCAUCUCGCUCGAAAAAACGUCAUUUCUGUCCGCUUUGUCCCAAAGAUUACGAUUAUCGAAAACAACUUGAAGAUCAUAUCCGCUCGUAUCACGACAAGGAAAGAAAUUCACAAUGCCACAUUUGCUUAAAAACUUUCUAUCAUCGAGAUUUGAAGAAGCACAUCAUUCAUGUUCAUGGUGACAGGAAUGUUACAUGUGAAACGUGCGGAAAGAAAUAUACAUGCGUCGAAAAUUUGCGAUUACAUAUGCGUUAUCAUUACCCACCAGCUUUUGCUUGUUCCAAGUGUGACAAGAAAUUCCAUCAAAAAGUUCUUUUGGAGCAUCACGAGAAAAAGCAUUCUGAUAUCAAACCGUAUAUGUGCGAGGAAUGUUCUUCAGCAUUCCAUAGCGUUCGUGAUUUAAGACGCCAUUUCCAACGUGUUCAUGAGAAAGUUAUUAGAAAGUGCUUCUUAUGCGACAUUCAGUUUUCGAGAAAAGACAAAUAUCGGGUGCAUCUAAUUAAAAAGCAUACUGAAUUAUCUGAAGAUGAACGAAUGGAGUUAUUAGAAACUAUUCUUAAAGGCAAUAAUGAUGAUCUAAGGAUUCAAAUUCAUCCAAAGGAAUUGAAACAAAAACUAGAGAAUGAAACUAUAAUUGAAUGUCAACGCGAAUUCUUCCUGUUCCACCAAGAUCAAAAUCAUGUGUGUGAAGUAACAGGACUUUUCAUAAAAAAUGAAACAAAUGUAACAAUUAUCGGAAAUAACAUCACGAAUGUCCUUUACAUAUUUAGUUUUCAAGUAUACAAGUUGCCGAAAGAAAUCUUCAGAAAAUUUAUAAAUCUCAAAUUUUUAAUUGUGAACGGUAAUCAUCUUCAAAUACUAGAAGAUGAUACAUUUGAGUUUGCUGGAAAUUUAGAAGUGCUUAGGUUAAGCAAUAACGAUUUAAGUGAAUUACGACCUUCAACAUUUCACUACAUGCAUAACCUUAAGACACUGGAUUUGGGAAGAAAUAAAAUCGAAAGCAUUCAAAGCAAAUGUUUUCAAGGGUUGGACAACUUGGAACGACUUUAUCUUUCAGAUAACAUUAUUAAGUCACUUCCAAUAGACACUUUUCUUCCAUUGAGAAAAUUAAUAUCAUUAUCACUUGAGAACAAUCAAAUUUCCGAUCUUCAUUCUAAAACUUUUGAAAAUAAUAGACUAAUUCGUUCAAUUGGUCUUUCCAAUAACACUUUUAAAACAUUACAGAAGGAAUUGUUUCAAUAUUUUGAGAACUUAACAGAUUUGUCAUUAUCAGAGCUUAGGAUAAAAAAUUUAGAUUUGAAUGGAACAACAGUUAGCACACUUGUAAUAAGAAACACUGAUUUGUUAAGCAUUACUUUAUCAAAUUAUCCUAAAAUUCUUGUGUCAUAUGGUACCAACAUAGAAUUUAUUCAAUUUAUCAUUAAUAAUACAACUGCGGACUUUAAAAAGAUCCCUAAUUGGGGUGGUAUGUUCUAUAACAAAAAUAUUCGUUUUCUAUUCUAUUUCAAAAAAGAAAUUGCAACCCGUGAAAAUAUAGAAUCAUAUGAUGGAGUUAUAACUACUAUCGGAGAACCUUUAGCUUUGGAUUAUAAUGAUGACAUGAUAAUUGAUUUGUUUGGAAUGGAUGAAAACAACAAUCGUAACUUUUGGAUUUUCAAUAAGAAAAGAGAAACUCCCACUUCAAUACCAAUUUCUGAUGAUGAAUAUCUUCGAAAAAAAAUAGCGACUCCUCAUUCAAAUGCUUUUCUGGAUCUUAAUGAUGAUUUUCGUCCUGAUUUAUUUAUAACAGCUGAAGAUAAAAGCGUGGAAAUUUGGCAUGCGUCAAAAGAUUUGAAUACAAAUCACUUCGUUUUUAACACUACAAUUCAUUACGAUCCUUCAGGCAGUUCAAAUCGACAUUAUGGACAAUCACUUUUUAUAGAUUUGGAAUUAGGUGGUGAAUUAAACCAAUUACUUCCUGUCUGUCAUGACAAUGAAUGUCAGAAUAGCACUUUAUGGGUCCAUUCAGGUGAACAUUAUCAUGAUUUGAAUAUAAACUUCUAUAACGAGGAAAACAAAACGCAGUGGGGCUUUAUUGUACCCAGUAAUGACGACUUUUUAAGAAGAGCAAUCACUUUACGAAGUGGUGAUUUUAACAAUGAUGGUUUUCCUGAUUUGUUAGCAACACUUAAAAGAACUAAAUCAAAAGGGUUUUUCUCAAGUUCUGAAACUAUCUAUCAAACUUUUCUCUUGGAAAAUGUAAAGGAUACAAACGCAAAACCAUCAGAUAAAUUUAAAAGAACUUUCGUUGUACGCUGGAACGCUUUAUCACCAUUCGGAGAGAAUACAGUAAUGGGAUCUUUCUACGAUUUCUACAGUGAUGGAAUUCUCGAUGUGAUAUUACUGCAAAAAAAUGGUAAAAAAUAUAAACCUCUCGCAUUUCGAAAUACAUUAGAUUAUGAUGCAAAUUUUGUAAAAGUCAUUGUUCUGACUGGCCUCACUAACAAAAAGCCACCAGCUAAGGAAACACCGUUUGGCGCAAAACGUAGAAAUUAUGGAACAAAUUUACCAGGACCUCUUAUCAAAUACAACACAACAACACAAGAAGGUAAACCUCAGCAUGGCGUCUCAUCUCAACUUCCUCAAUCUGCAUAUCUGUCACUACACCUUCCAUAUACUAUUUUUGGUCUUGGACGAACACCAAACUUUGUUGAUUAUAUUGAAAUUGGAUUAGCUGGACAGAGAAGACAAUGGCCCCAAACGAUUCCGAAUUCACAAAUAUUUGUAAUACCAUCACCAAUUGACAAGCCUGCUUAUUGGAAGAUUCAACUUUUCGUUACUCCCAGCAAAAUUAUUAUCAAAAGUGUUUUCGCCUUGUUAGGAAUAUGUUUUGUUAUUUUAUUAAUAAUCUUAGGACUGCACAUAAAAGAGCGGCGUGAAGAUAAACUUGAGAAACUUCAAGAGGCACAAAGAUUCCAUUUUGACGCUAUAGUUCCUAUGGAUGAUUCAUCAGAAGAUAAUACGGAAGAGAUUCUUGUUUACAUCGACAUAGAUCCUACGUCUUUACCAGCUCAUCAAAUUAAAGAAUUUAACAAUAUAAAAUUUUUUGGACUAGAUAUGAAGAAACCUUUGUUGCAGAUUAAAAAUCAGUUUUUUGAGGGCGAAUAUGAUUAUUCUAUGGGAACACAUUUAUUUUUUGAAAAAAAUGAGGAAGCGCCAGUUGACGAGCUUUACUGCAAAUGUGACAGCUACUAUCAGUAUAGAUUAAAAACCAACAAAGUCGUUAGAAUGUCAAGAGUGUUAUUGCGGGAAAAUUGUCCCAAUGAAAAAUUAUCUCAUGAAAAAGCGCAAGAUGAAGAUAUUCCAGUUCAUCAAGACCAGCUUAAAGUAACGAAGACGUACGAAGAAGCUCUUAAUUUAUUUUUAAUAGACGGAAAAGAUCCUCCAAGAAAAAUUCCUGAAGAAACAAAUUGUUCUCAUCUCAAAAAAUUUAUAUCUACAGAAGAACAUGUAGAUGAUGAACACAAAAUUGACCAAUGUGUCAUGAGUCUUGAAUCAACUAUGAUAUGUCAACAGUGUUUGAAAGAGCUUUACCAGUGUGUUUCGUUUCGUAAGAAAUGUCAGAAUGCAGAAGAAUAUUUCAAAACGCAGUUAAUAAAAACUGAAGAACUUCAACUGAGAGAAGAUGAUGAAAUUCAUGAAGACAUUAGUGAGUUCAUUGAGCCACCUUCAAUUUUGGAAGAUAAUAUUUCGAUCGAUCAAGCCUUCGAAUAUGAUUACAUCGAAGAGAGUCAACAAGAAACCCUUGACAUUUCAAUAAGGCCACAUAACCGAAACAAUCGAAGGACUAAAAUACAUUUCAAUAAAAGAAAAACCAAUACUCUUCAGUGUAGAUUCUGUGGCAUCAUAUUAUGUCGAAAAGAUCGAAGAAUACAUCACGAAAGACUUCAUUUUAUAGAACAGAAUCAAGAAUAUUACGAAUGUUAUCUUUGUGGAAAACGUUUCAAUCAAAAAUUUGGAAUAAUUCCACACUUCAAAAAGUUUCACAAUUUUAAAGCUGGCCCUGUUGAAAAAUGGAAAUGUGCAAUAUGUGAAAAUAAGAUAUUACAGCCUGCAAGCAUGCAGAAGCAUUAUGAAAGACAGCAUAAAAACUUAUGGCCUGUCAAAUCGAUACCAUUGAUUAAGAACAUUAUGUGCCAAUCCACAAACACAGAAAUGCAUCAACUUCCAAAUAAAAAACCUAAGAAGUAUGAGAAAAAGAAAGAAAAGAAAACUGCAAAUUUCUUUCCUUGUUCGAUUUGUGGUAAUAAUUUCACUGUUUAUCAAAGAUACUUAAAGCAUCUCAAAGAAAUACAUCAAGUAGAUAAAAACGAAGUUUUAGAAGAUUCCAUAACAUUGAAUCAUAAUACCUCGUUAGAAAAUAAAGAUUUAAUCGAAGAGUUUACUGACAAAACUCAAACGAAGUUUCCAUGUACAACGUGUGGUAAGGUAUUUGCAUCAAUUAUGACCGUCAGAGCACAUGAAAAAACUCACUUGAAUGUACAAUACAUUUGCGAUUUAUGUGGAGCAUCAUUUAGGGUUAAAGCUUAUCUCACUGCUCACGUACAAAAAAUACAUUUGAAGUUGAAAAAGUACAAAUGUUAUAUUGAAAGUUGUUCGGCUUCUUAUGUUCAUAGAGAACAAUUGAAUUAUCACGUUAAGAGGCACCUAAAUAUUCGGAAUUAUUGCUGUCGAUAUUGUGGAAAAUCUUUUACUACAAAAAGUUGCUGCCUUGUACAUGAAAGAAUUCACACAGAUGAGCGUCCAUAUGCGUGCAGAUAUUGUGACCGCUCUUUUAUUCACCAUUCUGAUCACAGAAGACAUGAAGGGAAACAUAAAAAUUUAAUAGUCAAAUGUCAAGAAAAUCCACAAAUGUAUGUUAACUUCGAUACCCAUUAAAAAAUGUGUCUGUACAAAUAAAAUUAAAUUAGGACAUUUUAUCAGGAAUAAUUUUUAAGCAUAACAAAAAAACUAAUAUUUUUAUUUUAACCAGAUUAUUGUUUUGUUUAUUUUAAUAGAAAUUUUCUCAUGUUGAAAUUAAAUAGAAUG